This is a messenger RNA of Nanorana parkeri, 1379 nucleotides long. It is a transcript of the gene ANAPC10, whose product is annotated as anaphase promoting complex subunit 10. Gene Ontology annotation, biological process: protein K11-linked ubiquitination; anaphase-promoting complex-dependent catabolic process. The record is from RefSeq and is a predicted model, not a curated record. Gene Ontology annotation, cellular component: anaphase-promoting complex. NCBI's taxonomy places the organism in Eukaryota, Metazoa, Chordata, Amphibia, Anura, Dicroglossidae. The transcript is spliced from 6 exons. Bases 470 to 1027 code for a protein of 185 amino acids.
UGUAGGACGGGGAGGGACUUGCUGCCCCUGUGGCUAGCUGAUGGGAAAGGGGGGGGGGAGGCCUGCUGGAAGAUAUCUUCCUUGCCCCUGCUCUCGGCGGUCUCUCUAGCUCUCCUCCCCGGGCAGCAACGUGCAAACCACACGAAGAGAAACCGGCCAAAAUGGUCGCUUCUGACGCUCCCUCCCACACCGCUGACGUACAGCGCUGCGUUUCACUGUGGAACGCAGGCCCUCUCCGUGCACAUUAUGGAGUCGCGGAGAUGAUGUCAUCAGAAGGCGUCUUUUGCGAGCAAAGAAUGCUGGCGGUUAUGUUGGGGAUCUUUUGAAGUGGAUUUGGAAGUGUCGGGGAUGAAGUGAGCGCUGUGAGCAGACUGUAUAUGAUCCCCGCCCAGUACAGACUUGUCUUCUCUGGUCCACAUCUCAUACUGUAUUACGCAAUCACCUAAAGAAGCACAGUCAGUAGUUGGAAAUGACAACACCGAACAAGACUCCACCAGGUGCCGACCCCAAUCAAUUAAAAAGAACUGGUACUGUUCGGGAAAUUGGUUCUCAGGCGGUUUGGUCUUUGUCUUCUUGUAAACCAGGGUUUGGAGUCGAUCAGUUACGAGACGAUAACUUGGAAACUUACUGGCAAUCUGAUGGAUCUCAACCUCAUUUAGUGAAUAUUCAGUUUCGAAGAAAGACUACCGUGAAAGCUUUAUGCAUUUACGCUGAUUACAAGUCAGACGAAAGCUACACACCAAGUAAAAUCUCAGUCAGAGUUGGAAACAACUUCCACAACCUUCAAGAGAUUCGGCAACUUGAACUGGUUGAGCCAAGCGGCUGGAUACACAUCCCUCUAACUGACGCUCAUAAAAAGCCUAUCCGAACCUUUAUGAUUCAGAUAGCAGUGUUGGCAAAUCAUCAGAAUGGGAGAGAUACUCACAUGCGACAGAUUAAAGUCUUCACACCAGUGGAAGAGAGUUCAAUUGGCAAGUUCCCCAGAUGCACCACUAUUGAUUUCAUGAUGCAUCGUUUCAUCAGGUGAUCUAACCACGAUCCAAUAAAUGGCUAACCCUAACAUUGUUACAUAUAAACGCUUUUAUUUUCUUUUAUUGCUGUUGUUAAAAUGUAUAGUUUUAUUACCCGACACUAGGUCAUGACUUUUUAAUUUUCAUUCUGUUUUAGUAUAUUGGGAGGUUCUGGUUAUUUUCCUCGCUGUUCACAGGUUUAAUUAUUGCGGUGUUCAUAUUUUUUAUGCUGACAUUUUUACAAACAUGUACUACUGCUAUUAAAAAUAACGAAUCGUUGUUGCAUUCUUUCUGAGAUCUGUUCAUUGCACUGAAAUGUUCUUUAUGCCAAAAACAUGAUAACUUUCACGUUUGCUUUUAUUAUGUACA